AUAAUCAACUACAGUAGUAUCGAAAUUGAACCCGUUAACCCGCGACCCGAAACAAUGACCCGGUCCGUGAAUUUCCCUGUCUUCAUCCUCGCCGUUGCACUCUCCCUCUCUUCUUCUCUCCUCGCCGUCAAACACUCCGAUGUUCCCAAACCAAUCCGCCGUGAGGUUUAUGAAGGAGGUAAGAUAUACGAUAUCAGCCAUCGUUACACGCCGGAGAUUCCAGCUUGGGAAUCUUCGGAGGGAUUGGGAAAGACGUUCUUGCGAUUAGCCGCGAGUAUGAAGAAUGGAUCCUUCGCUAACGUAUCGGAGAUGAAACUAUCUGUUCACUCUGGAACUCACGUUGAUGCUCCAGGUCACUUCUGGGAUAAUUAUUACGACGCUGGUUUUGAUACUGAUUCGCUUGAUCUUCAAGUCUUAAAUGGUCCUGCUUUGUUGGUUGAUGUUCCAAGAGAUAAGAACAUUACUGCUGAGGUAAUGGAAUCGCUUCAUAUUCAAAGAGGAGUUCGUCGUGUGCUCUUUAGAACAUCCAACACUGACAAGCGGCUUAUGUUUAAGAAAGAGUUUGAUUCAAGCUUUGCUGGGUUCAUGACCGAUGGGGCGAAAUGGUUGGUUGAGAACACAGACAUCAAACUUAUUGGGCUUGAUUAUCUUUCCUUUGCUGCUUUUGAGGAAUCACCUGCAACACAUAGGGUUAUACUUAAAGGACGGGAUAUAAUCCCUGUGGAAGCGCUGAAGCUGGAUGGUGUGGAGGUAGGAACAUACUCACUUCAUUGCUUACCGUUGAGAUUGGUUGGAGCGGAAGGAGCACCGACAAGAUGCAUUCUCAUCAAGUGAUUCAGUUCAUAUUCUUCUGUGUAAGUUGUUCAGUAUACCAAACUGAUAAUGAAUAACAUGCUUCAUACUUACAAGGUCUUAGAACCCAUGAAGCAGAUGUGAUGAUUCAAUUGUAAAAGGAAGCAUACCUUUAUAAACGUGUGUAUGUAUGUUUGUAAUUCUGGAAAUAAUAAAAUUAGACUGAAUAU
Arabidopsis arenosa is the source of this 1022-nucleotide messenger RNA. The record is from the annotation of a GenBank genome assembly. Lineage: Eukaryota; Viridiplantae; Streptophyta; Magnoliopsida; Brassicales; Brassicaceae.